Messenger RNA from Charadrius vociferus (killdeer), 1486 nucleotides. It is a transcript of the gene PEX14, whose product is annotated as peroxisomal biogenesis factor 14. Gene Ontology annotation, cellular component: peroxisomal membrane; peroxisomal importomer complex. Lineage: Eukaryota; Metazoa; Chordata; Aves; Charadriiformes; Charadriidae. The transcript is spliced from 8 exons. Gene Ontology annotation, biological process: protein import into peroxisome matrix, docking. Bases 1 to 1074 code for a protein of 357 amino acids. The record is from RefSeq and is a predicted model, not a curated record. Gene Ontology annotation, molecular function: signaling receptor binding.
AUGGAGAGAGGAGUGGAAAAGAUUGUGACAGCAGUGAAGUUUUUACAGAAUCCACGAGUCCGCCAAAGUCCUCUUGCAACCAGGAGAGCGUUUCUGAAGAAGAAAGGCCUGACAGAUGAAGAAAUUGACCUGGCUUUCCAGCAGUCGGGCACAAGCACGGAUGAGCCACAAUCCCCAGGUCCUUCUACCCAGCUGGUGCCAACUCAGCCCGCUCACCCUGUGGUGUAUAGUCCACCAGGCUCCAGAUGGCGAGAUUAUGGGGCUUUGGCUAUCAUAAUGGCAGGAAUUGCCUUUGGAUUCCACCAGCUCUACAAGAAAUACCUGCUUCCUCUCAUCAUGGGAGGCAAAGAAGACAGGAAACAACUUCAGAGGAUUGAGUCAAACAUUUCUGAGAUGAGUGGCAGUGUGACACAGACAGUGACUCAGUUACAGACAACUUUAGCCGCUGUCCAGGAACUGCUAAUCCAGCAACAACAGAAAAUCCAGGAGCUCACCCAAGAACUGGCUGCUUCUAAGGCCACAACUUCCACCAACUGGAUUCUGGAGUCGCAGAAUAUUAAUGAAUUGAAAUCUGAGAUCUACUCGUUAAAAGGACUUCUCCUGAACCGGAGGCAAUUUCCUCCCUCCCCUUCGGCUCCAAAGAUCCCGUCAUGGCAGAUCCCAGUGAAGCCAAGCUCACCCUCCAACCCUGUUGUUGCCAACCAUAAUAGCAGCAGUGACAUCUCACCCGUCAGCAAUGAGUCUACCACCUCAUCGCCAGUCAAGGAGAACCACAGCCCUGAGGGUUCGAAGGUCAGCUGCCAUCUGCUGAGCACGGAGGAGGGCAACAAGGCAGUGAUUGACGUCAAGAGCCAAGUGCGGAUGGAGGUGCAGGGUGAGGAGGAGAAAAGGGAAACCAAAAGGAAUGAAGAGGAGGAAGAGGACGAUGAGGAUGAUGAUGUUAGCCAUGUGGAUGAGGAGGAAUGUCUGGGUGUCCAGACUGAGGACCGGCGAGGAGGGGAUGGUCAGAUUAAUGAGCAAGUGGAAAAGCUACGAAGACCUGAGGGGGCCAGCAAUGAGAAUGAGAUUGACUAAGGCACCCUGGCUUCUGCUGCUGCUGCUGUACAUCUUCCCUAGCCUCCUGCACUGUCCCCGGUGCCUCUCCCAUUUUGUGGAGAGAAGUGCCACCAUCCCCUCCAGUGAUUCUCCCAUGAUUGACCUUGAGCAGGGUCAUGACUACCCAGUGAACAAGGUGGGCCCUGUUUCACCACAGGGCUUUGCAGUGGCUUCUUCUCCCCUCCCAGACCCACAUUCUCCCCAUGAGCUGGGGUCACUGCCUAGGCUGGAAGACCAAUCGCCUUAUCAUGCACCACAGCUACAGAAUAAGUCCUCUUAUAAAAGCACCAUCUCUCCUGAAACAGUCAGCCUCUUCGCUGCAUCCUAGGGUCCUUCUAUCCAAUUUCAGAAACCAAGUCUGUCCUGAGCAAUUUGAUUUCACAAGCCUUUA